UAUAUUAUAUAAAUAUUAAAAUAAAUCGUACGAUGCUCGAUAUAUUAGUUACAGGAGGAGCUGGUUAUAUAGGAAGUCACACUGUUAUUGAACUAUUAAAUGCAGGAUACAAUCCAAUAAUCGUUGAUAAUUUUAGUAAUAGUGUAAAAGAUCAUAAUAAUAAAGCUGAAAGCCUAAAAAGGGUAGAAGAAAUAACAGGUAAAAAUGUCACGUUUUUUCAAGUUGAUUUAUUAAACAUCAAAGAUCUUGAAAAAAUAUUUAUUAAAUAUUCAUUUUUUUGUGUUAUACAUUUUUCUGGCUUAAAAUCAGUGAGUGAGUCAAAACAAAUUCCAUUGAAAUACUAUACUGUUAAUUUAGGUGGGACAUUAAAUCUAUUAAAUACCAUGUUUAAAUUUAAUGUCAAAAAUAUAAUAUUCUCAAGUUCAGCAACAGUUUAUGGGGAGCCACAAUAUUUACCUAUAGAUGAAAAACAUCCUGUUGGUAAUUGUAUAAAUGCUUAUGGAAAGAGUAAAUAUUUUAUUGAAGAAAUUCUGAGGGAUUUAGCAGAAUCAGAUAGAUCCUGGAACAUUGUCAUACUCAGAUAUUUUAAUCCAAUCGGAGCUCAUAAAUCGGGAAAAAUUGGCGAAGAUCCGCUUGAUAUUCCUAAUAAUCUGAUGCCUUACAUAUCUAAAACUGCAAUGGGCAUAUUUCCCAAAUUAAAUAUUUUUGGCAAUGAUUAUUCCACCGUCGACGGCACAGGUGUCCGAGACUACAUACAUGUGGUAGAUUUAGCUAAGGGGCAUGUGUGUGCCCUUAAAACCAUGACUCCAAAAAUUAAUAACGGAUCUUUAAAUAAUAGCAAACAAGGUAAGGAGGCUCUAAGUCAUAAAGAUGAUAAAAGUGAUGGCGUCAGGAUAUAUAACUUGGGAGUAGGAAAAGGUUGUUCUGUGUUAGAACUCAUGCAUAAUUUCGAAAAAGUUUGCGGUAAAAAGAUUCCUUAUGAAUUUCAAGCACGUAGAGCUGGGGACACCGCCUCUUGUUAUGCUGAUGCUUCGUUAGCGCUCAAGGAGCUAAACUGGAAGGCUGGGAUGGAUAUUAACGAGAUGUGUCAAGAUACUUGGAAUUGGCAGAAAAAUAAUCCUAAAGGCUUUGCAACUGAAAAAAUUUAGUAUAAUUUAUGGAAUAAUUCACGAACAUUAAUUUAUGAACAUAAUUUUUUAAAGUUGGGUCAAUUUUUAAAAAAAGUUAU
Gordionus sp. m RMFG-2023 is the source of this 1228-nucleotide messenger RNA. RefSeq names its product UDP-glucose 4-epimerase-like. The transcript is spliced from 7 exons. Gene Ontology annotation, molecular function: UDP-glucose 4-epimerase activity. Gene Ontology annotation, cellular component: cytosol. Lineage: Eukaryota; Metazoa; Nematomorpha; Gordioida; Chordodea; Parachordodidae. Bases 33 to 1148 code for a protein of 371 amino acids. The record is from RefSeq and is a predicted model, not a curated record. Gene Ontology annotation, biological process: beta-D-galactose catabolic process via UDP-galactose, Leloir pathway.